Messenger RNA from Prorocentrum cordatum, 366 nucleotides. The record is from the annotation of a GenBank genome assembly. Lineage: Eukaryota; Dinophyceae; Prorocentrales; Prorocentraceae.
CCCGCGGCCCGGAGCCCCAGGGAGAGAGCCUGCGCGCGCCGGGCCCCGUGGGCCCUCGAGGCCGCCGCGCCGUCCGGCGCGGGCGUGCACGCGGGCAUCCUCCGGAGCAAGCUGCGCGCGUCGGUCGAGGAGCUCUGCGAGGGCUGCCCCCCGCAGCUGGCGGAGUUCAUCUCCUGCUGCAGGGGCCUCCGCUUCGAGCAGCGGCCCGACUACGCGCACCUGCGCUCGCUGCUGCAAGGCAUGGGCAGGCGGGCUCACGAGGGCCGCCGGAGCGACCCGCUUGCCUACAGGUUCGAGCGCGACUGGACGUUCCGCCCCGUGGCGCGACGCAGCGAUUCGAUGGUCCAGGCCAGCGCUGCUCACUGA